Molecule: messenger RNA, 936 nt
Organism: Protomyces lactucae-debilis
Lineage: Eukaryota; Fungi; Ascomycota; Taphrinomycetes; Taphrinales; Protomycetaceae
Product: mitochondrial carrier domain-containing protein
Exons: 1
Biological process (GO): pyrimidine nucleotide import into mitochondrion
Cellular component (GO): mitochondrion
Molecular function (GO): pyrimidine nucleotide transmembrane transporter activity
Source: RefSeq, a predicted model, not a curated record
CAUUUCGUCGCAGGGGCUGUUGCUGGUUUUGCUGGUGCGCUAGUGACCUCACCACUGGAUGUCAUCAAGACACGCCUUCAAUCAGAUUACUAUGCCAAUCGCAUACGUCCUACCAAUGUGGUUGUUCCACGCACUGUCGUUGGUAAAGGACUACACCACUUUGCCGAUACAUUUCGCAUGAUUGGAGAAAUCAGCCGGACAGAAGGCACAAAGGCGCUCUUCCGUGGACUCGGUCCAAACUUGCUCGGUAUUGUUCCUGCACGGAGCAUCAACUUCUUUAGCUACGGUACCGGCAAGCGUCUCUUGUCGGAUGCCUUUUACGACGGCAAGGAGAAUAGUAUGGUGCAUCUAUCAGCUGCUGCGAUAGCUGGUAUCAUCACAUCAACGGCAACUAAUCCAAUAUGGCUCGUCAAGACACGACUGCAGCUCGACAAGGCGCACGAUGUAACACAACGGCAGUACAGCAACAGUUUCGACUGUUUGAAGAAAGUACUCAAGCAAGAGGGUCUUCGAGGCUUGUAUAAAGGUCUCACAGCAUCAUACCUGGGUGUUUCAGAAUCCAUCAUUCAAUGGACCACCUAUGAAUACUUCAAAGGAAUGAUUGCACGACGCACAAUUCGAAGGAAGCAGCAAGGUCUACCAGAUAAUACCACCCUUGAGAAUGCCAUUGAAUGGGCAGGCAAGCUCGGUGCGGCAGCAGGAGCAAAACUCGUUGCUGCUGGAUUUGCUUACCCGCACGAAGUCAUCCGUACACGUCUUCGACAAUUACCACCUGAUGGCCGGCCGAAAUAUACCGGUCUUGUGCAGUGCUUCAAACUGGUCCUCAAGGAAGAAGGCGCGAGUGCGUUAUAUGGCGGCAUGACGGCCCAUCUCCUCAGAGUCGUACCCAGCGCCGCCAUCUUGUUUGGCACCUAUGAACUCGUUGUUGAGUUGCUC